Molecule: messenger RNA, 4608 nt
Organism: Petromyzon marinus (sea lamprey)
Lineage: Eukaryota; Metazoa; Chordata; Hyperoartia; Petromyzontiformes; Petromyzontidae
Source: RefSeq, a predicted model, not a curated record
UCCGCGGGGAAUAAUUGUCUUGGUAUGUGUGUAUAUACACGUGUGUGUAAUGUAUAGACGUGUGUGUGUGUAGGUGUAUGUGUGUCAUGGCCGAUGCUAAGAAUAACCCUCGCCUCGAGGUGAAGGGAGUGGCUGUCGCAGUGGCUGGCAGAGGCGAGCCCUCGGACUCACUCGGCACACUCACACGGGGAGGGCAUGUCGUCCCGGGAGCCGCGGGGCCAAGGCCUACAGAUCCGCUUCAUCGAUGGCCUGGCCCGACGGGGCGAGACCGGGCCCGUCGGGCCGAGGCCGGGGGCCCGCCAGAGUUCAGCGCCGCCGCCGCCGCCGCCGCCGUCCUACGGGGUCAACGUGAGCAUCCGCGGCGUGCGGGGCGAGGCGUGCGUGGUGCUCAGCGACGCCGAGAAGCCUGCAGUAGGCCCAGGCUCCGCCGUUGACUGGGCCCGAGGGAGCAUGGAUCCCCUCACCGGCCUCUACCGGACGCCGGGAUCCCGGGAAUUCUACCGAGCCGGCUUCGGUCGCCCGCUGGAGACCGGCCACCGGGAAUCGCCGCGCGAGAAGACGACCGGGGGCCCGGAGGGGCCGACGGCGUUUUGGAACGCGAACGGCCACUCCAUCGAGAACGACCCGGGGCUCCGAUUGCAGCAGCAGCAGGAGCAGCAGCAGGAGCAGCAGGAGCAGCAGCAGUCGAAAGUAAGGAUGAUGAGGAUGAGGAGGAGGAGAUCUAGGGAAGAAUCGUGGAGGCGGCGUGCGUUCAAUCAGGAGUCUAGGGCGGGUGAGGAGGAGGAUGAUGAUGAUGAUGAGGAAGAGAGCAGGAUUCUGUGCUCUUCAGUCUCGCGGUCUCUCGAAGGGCUCCACACGAGGGGAGCCUCCGCUGUGAGGUAUGGCGGCGGCGGCAGCGGCGGCGGCGGCGGCGCUGACGACGACGGCCGAGGACGCGGCGAAGACCCGGCGACUGCGACGCGCCGCCGGCGGCGGCGGCGGCCGGCGCCAUCGCAGGGCUCCGUGGCGCGGCUCGUGGAGCGGUUCGGGGGCCCGGCCGCCUCCUCGCCGCGUCGCCCGCCGCCGGCCCUCCCGCUCCGGCGAACCCGGAGCCUGCCCAGCGCCGCGCCACUCUUCAACGAGCGGAGGCAGAAGAGCCUCCCGGAGGUCCAGCGGCAGGACGAUCUGAGUCGGCACCAGCAGAGUUCGCUGCGUUUAAUCCGCCCGGCGCUCUGCUAUUUUCCGGAGGGAGACCGCCUCCAGCUUGCCAGCAGCAGCGUCCUGCAGGCCUUGAAUAAAAAUCUAAAUAAAUAUCGCUUGCCUUCCUGCCCUCAGCUCGCUGCCUCGAGGACAGUGGCGCAGGAGCAUGAGGAGGAGGAGCUACAGCAAGCAUGGGAGGAGCCUGGAGCACGGCAGGCGGAGCCGACACACGGAGGAGCGUCGCUCUCACGGAGGGAGGCGUCUUCGAAAUGCAAAAGCGGCGAUUCCGAGCAGCAGCAGCAGCAGCAGGAGGAGGAUGAGGAUGAGGAUGAGCAGGGAUCUUCGACGCAGCAGCAGCAGCAGCACCGGCGGCGGCGGCGUGGGCGGCGCAUUGGCGAGAUGGGGGAGCGGGAGGCUUCUGUCGGGCGUCGCGCGGAAGGGCCGAGAAACCGGGAGUCUUCAGCGCAGCAGCAGCAGCAGGAAACUUUGGUCCAGCGGAGCAGAGAGGAGCUAAGAGACCGGGAGUCUUCAGUGAAAGAACAGGAAGCUUUGGUCCAGCGGAGCAGAGAGGAGCUGAGAGACCGGGAAUCUUCAGUGAAAGAACAGGAAGCUUCGGUCCAGCGGAGCAGAGAAGAGCUGAGAGACCGGGAGUCUUCAGUGAAAGAACUGGAAGUUUUGGUUCAGAGGAGAAGAGAGGAGCUAAGAGACCGGGACUCUUCAGCGCAGCAGCAGCAGGAAGCUUUGGUCCAGCGGAGCAGAGAGGAGCUGAGAGACCGGGAAUCUUGGCUACAGGAACAGGAAGCUUUGGUUCAGAGGAGAAGAGAGGAGCUAAGAGACCGGGAAUCUUUGGUGAAGGAGCGGGAAGCUUCGGUCCAGCGGAGCAGAGAGGAGCUAAGAGACCGGGAAUCCUGGCUACAGGAACAGGAAGCUUCGGUCCAGCGGAGCAGAGAGGAGCUGAGAGACCGGGAGUCUUCGCUACAGCAGCAGGAAGCUUUGGUCCAGCGGAGCAGAGAGGAGCUGAGAGACCGGGAGUCUUCGGUGAAGGAACUGGAUCCCUUGAUUCAGCAACGGAGAGAGGAGCUAAGAGACCGGGAGUCUUCAGUGAAAGAACAGGAAGCUUUGGUUCAGAGGAGAAGAGCGGAGCUAAGAGACCGGGAGUCUUCGCUACAGGAACAGGAAGCUUCGGUCCAGCGGAGCAGAGAGGAGCUAAGGGACCGGGAAUCUUCAGUAAAGGAACAGGAAGCUUUGGUUCAUCGGAGCAGAGAGGAGCUGAGAGACCGGGAGUCUUCGGUAAAGGAACAGGAAGCUUUGGUUCAUCGGAGCAGAGAGGAGUUGAGAGACCGGGAAUCUUCAGUGAAAGAACAGGAAGCUUCGGUUCAGCGGAGCAGAGAGGAGUUGAGAGACCGGGAGUCUUCGGUAAAGGAGCAGGAAGCUUCGAUUCAGCGGAGCAGAGAGGAGUUGAGAGGCCGGGAGUCUUCGGUGAAAGAACUGGAUCCCUUGAUUCAGCGGAGCAGAGAGGAGCUGAGAGACCGGGAAUCUUCAGUGAAAGAACAGGAGGCUUUGGUUCAUCGGAGCAGAGAGGAGCUAAGAGACCGGGAGUCUUCGCUACAGGAACAGGAAGCUUCGGUUCAGCGGAGCAGAGAGGAGUUGAGAGGCCGGGAGUCUUCGGUAAAGGAGCGGGAAGCUGCGGUCCAGCGGAGCAGAGAGGAGCUGAGUGAACUUGAAGCUUUCCUCCGAAGGCACGAGGAGGAGCUGGAUGAUCGUGAGUCUCUGGUGCGGCAGAGGGAGGCCUCCGUUCAGCGGCGCGUGGAGGAGCUCGCCCGCCGGGAGCAGGAGGCGGUGGAGGCUGUUGCGGAGGCGGAGGAGCUCCGGCGGGAGAGGGGAUGCGGGCAGAGGGAGGAUCUGUCCCGCGUCUCCCGUGACCUGGAGCUCGCGCAGGCCCAGGUGGAGGCCCUCAAGGCCCAGGUGUCCGACGGGGAGGGCGCCCAGGCCAAGGUUGUCCGCCUGCUGAGGCUGGAGGUGGAGCAGCUGAGGAGGACGGAGCAGCAGAGGGCGGUGGAUUCCACGAGCUCCACUCUGGCAUCCCAGGCGGAGGAGCUUCUCAAGACGUUUCGGCUCCAGGCCCAGCAGGAGGUGGAGCAGCUGCAGCUGCUUCUGCAGGAGAAGACCCUCGCCCUGAGCGUCUCCGUGCAGCUCAAGGACAAAUACCUACAGCAGGUGAGCGAUGUGCGUGAGGAGCUGCAGGACGUUGAGUCUCAGUGUGAGGAGCUUCGUCACGAGCUGAGCGACGCCUCUAAGGCCCUGGAGGGCAGCCGCAGCGAGGCGCAGAGGCUGGCACACAGACUGCAGGAGGAGACUACCACGCUGGAGGAGGAGCUGAGUGAGGAGCGUGAGUGUGGAGCGGAGAUGACUGAGAUGGUGGAGGAGCUCCGGGCACAGGUCGGGCGCCUUCGCUCUGAGUUGGCCCACGGGAGGAGAGACCAGCUCCAGCUAGAGCAGAGAAACCUCGAACUCAGCCAGCAGAUGCGCUCGUCUGCGGAGGAGGCGACCGCACGACUCCGCGCCCUGGAGGGCAGCCGGGAGGAGGCGAAGCUCCAUCUGAGUCAGAGCCUGGAGAAGAUCCAUCAGCUGGAGAGCGAGCGCAGAGCGGAGAGGAGAGCCGAGAAGAAGCUGAGGGAGAUGCUGCGGGAGGCUCAGGAGGAGCUGCAGACGCUUCGUGGCGACCGCGAGGAGGCCACGAUCCGCUCAAAGGCCCUGAAGUCGCAGCUCCUGCAGCAGGAGGAGCAGCUGGAGCAGCAGCGGGCCCAGCUGAGGAGGGCCGAGCGCCAGCUGGAGGAGCAGAGCCUGGAGGUGGAGCUGCGCUCGCUACUGGGGGCACGCGUGGGGGCCGGCCGGGGCCCGGAGGAUCUCCAACGGGGCCCGGAGGAUCUCCAACGGGGCCCGGAGGAUCUCAAACGGGGCCUGCCCACCGCCAGAUUUACUCCACGGAACCGGAUCCGGGUUGAAGACUCCGACAGCACAGACUCGGGGUAGUGGGGCCACGAGAUGAUGGGAGCGGGCACAGAGUACAGAGUGGGCUACAGGGUGGGGUACAUCACAACACGUGGGCUACAUCACAACACGCGGGCUACAGAGUGGGGUACAUCACAACACGUGGGCUACAGGGUGAGGUACAUCACAACACGUGGGCAACAGGGUGGGGUACAUCACAACACGUGGGCUACAUCACAACACGUGGGCUACAUAGUGGGGUACAUCAAAACACGUGGGCUACAGGGUGGGGUACAUCACAACACGUGGGCUACAUCACAACACGUGGGCUACAUCACAACACGUGGGCUACAGGGUGGGCUACAUCACAACACGUGGGCUACAGGGUGGGGUACGUUACAACACAGAGAGAGAAGAAAAAUAAAUAAAAUAAAAAGA